Trichoderma asperellum CBS 433.97 is the source of this 2156-nucleotide messenger RNA. RefSeq lists its product as uncharacterized. The record is from RefSeq and is a predicted model, not a curated record. NCBI's taxonomy places the organism in Eukaryota, Fungi, Ascomycota, Sordariomycetes, Hypocreales, Hypocreaceae.
CUCAGAUGCACCUACAACACUUAACAACUCCUCUUCGUUGAGCGCAACUCUUGAUUAAAUAAAACACUGCAUACAAUUAUGGAAAAAUAUAGUUAUGAUACUCUUAAUCUUGGACGUCCCGCAAUUCGACUGCUUAUUUUGAAUCGAGGAAGCAAUGACGACAAGAUACGCUGCAGCCUCUUCCAGGCAGAGCUGCAGGAGCGAGACAAUACAAUCUCGUACGAAGCUCUCUCAUACACCUGGGGCUCCCAAGACCUAACUGAGAGCAUUAUUGUCGACGGCUACUGCCUUAAUGUAACUUCUCACCUCUACGUAGCUCUUCAACAUCUUCGCCAUCAGGACGAGGACCGUAUCCUGUGGAUUGAUGCAAUAUGUAUUGAUCAAGGAAACGUGAAAGAGAGAGGACAUCAAGUUGAACAAAUGAGCAAAAUCUACAAGGAAGCCGACCGGGUAGUUUUCUGGCUAGGGCCGGCAACAUUAGAAACAGACGUGCUCAUGGAAUCUUUGAAGCUUCUGCAGCGCGAGAGCAUUAAACACAACUACAAGGAUUGGUCGCUUCAAGACCCCUUUUGGAAGCAUAAAUGGGCUAUGGUGGAGCGGACACUGAAAAUAGCAUACACGCACUUCAGCGAUUUACAACGAGAUGGCUUACAGGAGAUCUUAUCAAGACCAUGGUUUCGGAGAGUGUGGAUUCUGCAAGAAGUGGCGCUUGCAAAGGUCGGCAUCAUACUCUGCGGUACGAAAAGUGUGUCAACUCGGCUCUUUGGUCUUGUUCCUCUGCUUCUAGAUAUAAAACCCGAUACACACUGUCAAUCAGUCCUCGAUAUCAUGCCUAGUCCAUGGAGAAAGACUCUCUGGUGGAGCAAGAGUCCAAAUCUUCGCACGUUGCUAUUAACUUUUGGAGAUAGCGAAGCGACAGAAUCACGAGAUCUUGUGUAUGCUUUGAGAGGGAUAUCAUCAGAUGCAGCAGGAAAUAAUGCCAUUAUUCCUGAUUAUGAUAAAUCAGAAGAAGAUUUGGUUCGCGAUGUUGUUCAGUUUGUCGAACAUUGUGAGUUGGAAGACUUGGCGUUGACACCGCCGCGCACAAUUCGAGCCUUGAUAAAAUGCCUGAGAGCUCACGAUUUGGAUCGUUGUAUGGGUCUGGCGCAAAAUUCUCUACCUCAUGAUAUGGAAAUGCUUCUUGAGAGUCCCGAAGUCAGGAUCAAUCAAGAAAUUGUCACGACCGCGGCGGCACGCGACAAGACAGGCAAAGUGUUUGAAAUCAUCCUGAGAUACCGGGAAAAGGACGUCUUAGUAGAUGACGAAGUUUUGGUGGCUGCAGCAAAAAAUCUGCGUGGCGCCCAGGGGGUAUUUGAAGCUCUGUUACGUUACCAAAGGGGCCGAAUCACGAUCUCAGACGAUGUGCUUAUAGCCGCUGCGAAGAACAUACAAUGCGGCGACGAAGUGUUAAAUCUUCUUUCGUCUUCCGAGUGGGAUCUGCCCAAAGCUAUAAAUGAGAAAGUGCUUGUAGCCGCAGCAAAGAAUAAAGCCUGUGGUAAUAAAGCUAUACAUGCUCUAUUAUCUCUUGGCCAUACGCUGAGUCUUACGGUCGAGGCCGUUAUAGCCGCUGCACAGAAUGAGGAAUGCGGUGAUGAAGUGUUAGGUCUCAUUUUAUUUUCCAAACGGGUUCGAUUCAAGGGAAUGAAAGAAAUAACAACGGAAGUGCUUAUAGCAAAGAAUAAAGGAUGCGAUGAUAAACAGUUAGGUCUCAUUUUAUCUUCCAAACGGGUUCGAUUCAAUGAAAUGAAGAGAAUAACAAAAGACGUGCUUAUAGCUGCAGCAAAGAAUGAAGGAUGCGGUGAUAAGGUGUUGAGUCUCAUUUUAUCUUCUAAUUUGGUUCGAUUGAAGGGAAUGAAGGGAAUAAUGAAAGAAGUGCUGAUAGCUGCAGCAAAGAAUGAAGGAUGCGGUGAUAAAGUGUUAAGUCUCAUUUUAUCUUCUAAACGGAUUCGAUUGAAGGGAAUAAAGAGAAUAGCAAUAGACGUGCUUCAAGCUGCGAUGGGGAACAAAGGAUGUGGUUAUAAAGUUAUAAAUACCCUUUGCUCUCAUUAUCCCAAUUCAGUCACAUUCUUCUAAAACGUAGAUAAUAUAUCACGAGACUCUGCGUUACAAGAUCUCUG